UUCCUCCUCCUUUCAGAGACACAACAAAAGCCAUGGCGCCAGCCGCAACACUCGAUGUGCAUCCUCCGAACGGACCCCCAACUGCAGAGCCCUCCGCGGGUCAACCGAAGUCUCAGAAGACUAUGACCAAGGCCGAGCGACGUGAAUUACAGGAGAAACAACGCGCAGCCAAAGCUGCCAAAACCGCAGUGAACGGAGUCAACGGCAAGACGCCUGGAAAGCCCAAGGACCAGGCUGCACCCACGGGAGGAGCGGCGAAACGCGCCCCAGAGGCUCAACUCAAACCCACUGCACCUGCUGCCGUACGAGCUGCUGAAAAGGCGAAAGCUGGUCAAGCUUCUACUAUGACAGAUCCAAUGGGCAAGAACCAGGCCCGUGGCCUCCUCAUCUUCUCGCAUUUCGGCCUUCCGAAGCCCGUGAACGCCGCGAAAGGAGACAUCCAUCCCGCCAUAGCCCGGCUCGCUUUACAAUUCUCUACCUUCAAGAUCACUGGAGCGAAUGCGCGCUGCAUAGCUACCUUGACCGCGUUCAAGACGAUCAUCCAAGACUACGUUACGCCACCCAACCACACACUCUCCCGCCAUCUCAUGACGUAUCUUUCACCCCAAAUCAACCACUUGGUCGCUGCACGGCCUAUGUCGGUCACCAUGGGUAAUGCUAUCCGUCAGCUCAAGCUAGACAUUAGCGGAACGGACUUCGAUCUCCCUGAGCAAGACGCCAAGGACGCGCUCUGCAGGCAAAUCGAUACGUAUAUCCACGAGCGGAUUAUUAUUGCAGACCAGGUCAUCCAAGAGACGGCGGGCAACAAGAUCAAGGACGGAGACGUAAUCCUCACAUAUGCUCGGUCAUCUGUCGUGGAGAAGGUGUUGCUCGAGGCGCAUGCGUCCGGCCGCAAAUUCUCCGCCAUUGUCGUUGACUCAAGACCGAUGCUUGAGGGCAAGCGGCUUGUAGCCAUCCUCUCUGAAGCAGGCAUUCAGUGCACCUAUCUCCUACUUCCUGCUCUUGGCUCUGUCAUGAGCGAGGUGUCUACCGUCUUCAUUGGCGCUCAUUCCAUCCACUCCAACGGCGCGGUAUACUCGCGCGCUGGUACGGCACUCGUCGCGAUGAUGGCGAAGCGGCACUCCGUUCCCGUUGUCGUGUGUUGCGAGACGUACAAGUUUUCGGAAACCAUCCAGUUGGACAGUUUCACGAAGAACGAGCUCGCCCCACUCGGAGAUCUCUUCUCGUCCUUCCCCAACAACAAGCCCCGAGAGUCCCUGACGCUCGAGAACCAGCCGAACCUCGAGAUCCUGAACCCUCUCUAUGACCUCACACCACCGACGUGCGUAACUGCUGUCGUCACCGAGGUCGGCGUCAUUCCCCCGAAUUCGAUCAGCUCGAUACCCGUCGCUCUCGGCCGGUUACUGUGAACGCUACUUGGCCUCCGGAAUCCUUGCUCGUCGUGUUGCUUUCGUAUUCGCCUCCUCGUCAGUCGACCUCGUAUGCAUCUCGCUCACAUUACAUCGCAUCUGCAUCUGUGUUCCGCACAUCCUUCCCGGUGAAUUAUUCCAUACGACUUACCCCAUGCUCCCCCG
Messenger RNA from Trametes versicolor FP-101664 SS1, 1574 nucleotides. Its product is annotated as eukaryotic translation initiation factor 2B delta subunit. Lineage: Eukaryota; Fungi; Basidiomycota; Agaricomycetes; Polyporales; Polyporaceae. The coding region runs from base 33 to 1409 and encodes 458 amino acids. The record is from RefSeq and is a predicted model, not a curated record. The transcript has 7 exons.